AUGAGAGCUCUGGAAGUGAUUCAGCUUUCUUUAAUGCUAAAACGUAUUGACCCCAAGAUUGCUGGCAUCCUGUUUCCAUGUUUAAAUAGUGACAUUAAAAAUGUGAAAAUUAUAGGACUUAGUGUCACUGGAAUGUUGGGAAUUAAUAACCCAAAGUUUUUAAGUGUUAUUUGCAAUAUGGUAAAUGAUAAGGAUUUAGAAGUCCGAGAAUCAGCGUUUAAUACACUGCGCUUGAUAAAUGCCCAAGGACCCCAGUUUGAGACACUUAUUCCAUUAGCGAUUGCUAACGAAAACAAUGAAACUGUUUUUAAAGAAAUACUGAAGUUUAUUGAAGGAACUGAAUUAAAAAGUAAAGCUAUUCAAAAAGCCCUUCAAAAAUCCAGUAAAAAACCUCAUGACAAAGAAAAUCAACAAUUAAUUAAGAAUUUGUUAGAAAGCUUUGACUUAGAGGGAGAUAAUCUAGCAAUUAGCAAAUCUCCACAGUCUCCAACUGCACCUGAAGUGGACCCAAGAAAAAGUGCAGCAAGUCAAAGCACAAUCAAACACUCAAAUGCAAGCAAUUUUAUCUCAUUAGAAAAGGCCAAUUUCAUUCAAGAAGUAUUACUUGCUAAUGACAACACAAAGCCUGACUCUUUUCUGAAGCCAAGUGGACACAUUUUUGCGAAAACAGAGGAAGAAAAACAGUUGCUAAAUGAAAUCCAUAAUGUGCAGAAGAAGAAUCUCCAUCGAUUGAGAGUACCUCAUCCACUACUAAGUGGUCAACACAGAACUUGAACCUAACAAAUCAUUGUAUACUUGAACACAAAUGUGGACAAAAAGGAGACAGAAAAAUAAGAAGCUAAAAUAAUUGAAAAGGAAAACAGAGCAGAAUAGGAUACAUGGUACUAUUUUACUAUUGGUUCUAAUAUGAACAUCGUCCCGUGAAAACUUUUUAUAAUAUACUCAAAUAGUAGAUCCUCAAGUAAUAACAGUAGUUUUUAUGAAAUGGCCUCAAAUGACAACAAUUCUGCAGACUUGGUAGUGACUUUAUGUAAUGUUGCAAUGAAAAUCACAAAAAAAUAACAAUAGAUAAGUUUAGUUCUUCAUUUAUUAUUGUAACCAGUCAUCAUUACUUUUAGUUGAUAUCACUUUGUUAAAUAUAAGCCUAUCAUUACAUACAUCCUGCUGGUGGUACCUUCGUG
Messenger RNA from Gryllus bimaculatus (two-spotted cricket), 1181 nucleotides. The record is from the annotation of a GenBank genome assembly. NCBI's taxonomy places the organism in Eukaryota, Metazoa, Arthropoda, Insecta, Orthoptera, Gryllidae.